AUGGUCACAGGAACAAGUGUGAUCUCGAACGUUCCCCCGGGGGUACCAGGCACCCCCUGUAUUUCAUGCCUUACCCAACCAUGCGGGGCUCUGGCUGGGUUGACCUUUAUUUCCCUAGGUUCUCGUGGGAUCAAGUAUGAGUACAAACCAAGUUCAAACAAACAAGGCGUGGGCAAAGGCAAACUAAAUGCCAAGUCCAGCUACAGAGCAAACUCCCUGGAGGAGAUCGAUAACCUGCCAGAGGAAGAGGUCCAUAAGGCCAGUUUGUCAGGUUCAUCAAGAGCAAAACUGCGUAGCCUGGUCACGAAAGACAAAAGCUACACUGAAGCUAAGAGCGCCGUGAUCAGGAAAAACUUCCUGAACCACAGGGAGGGAAAGGGCGAAGCAAAGGUGGCGACCAAGAGCGCUGAAGCCAGCAUUGCCCAAAAAAGAACCAGGUCGGAGGACAGCACACUGCAAAAGAGGCAAACUAAAAAGCCAAGAGGUGGGCAGAUCCCGGCUACCACGGCAAAUAAGUCGUACAAGGAUACGGAGAGCAGUGAGAAAGUUGCGGUCGUCAAUGUAGGCUACCCGGAAGCCCAGAUGACGACCGAGAGGAUGGAACAAGUCCAAGCAGCGAUCUCGGCGGCGCACGAGAAUAUCCCUGAAAAUGGCCCACAAGUGCGUUUUGAAAAAUGCAGCCACAGGCCGGGAUAUUUUGAGGUCACCUGCGUAGACAAGACCAGCGCAGUGUGGCUAAUGGAAACGGUGCCAACACUCAAGCCCUGA
Molecule: messenger RNA, 768 nt
Organism: Ceutorhynchus assimilis (cabbage seed weevil)
Lineage: Eukaryota; Metazoa; Arthropoda; Insecta; Coleoptera; Curculionidae
Source: the annotation of a GenBank genome assembly